Bursaphelenchus okinawaensis is the source of this 2166-nucleotide messenger RNA. The record is from the annotation of a GenBank genome assembly. NCBI's taxonomy places the organism in Eukaryota, Metazoa, Nematoda, Chromadorea, Rhabditida, Aphelenchoididae.
AUGUCGGGUAAAAAAGAGCGGUAAGGGCCAGUUUAUCAUCUGAUUAAGGCAGGGUGCUCCAUAAUAUAUAAUGCACUUUUUGGGAAGGGUAGUUUGGUGGGGCGUCAGAUUGCUAUUUAUAGAAUAUUAAGACAGGCUUUAAUUAGAACUGUAAGGAAUGUUAGCUUCUGUUUUUUCUUUAUACAUUUGGAAUAAGUUUUUGUGAAAUUCAUUGAAAUCUUAUAGGUUUUCAUGGAUGUAGACAUCUUUUGAACUGUGUCUAAAAUAACUUGUCAAUAUUUAAAAUAACAUUUAUUGUCAAUUUUUAUAAGCCGUUCGUUUUAAAGUUUUCUUUAAAAGAGAUAACAUUCUGGUUUGUUUUGAUCGUCACGGCUCUCACGGCCGAUGACUCACUAUAUUAUAGUAGAAAAAAGAGGCAAAAUUGUUUCACACGAGGUAUUGCGGUCUGUUUACAGUGAAAUUAAUGGACGACUAAAUGAAUAUUAAUUUUGUCUUACGUUUGUAGUAGAAUUACUUAAAUUCGGUAUUCUAAUUUGAAAAGUAAUGUCAUUUAGGUUAGUUACACUGUUAGUUUGAUGGUUUAGUGUCAUUCGACGUUUUUGUCAUAUUAUCAUUGUUUCAACGAGUUCAUUGAUAACGUUUUACGAGCUCGUAUACGAUUCUUUUCUUGAGUUUAUUUCAUUUUUUAUUAUCGUGGUAUUCGCUUUGUUUAACAUAUAUUAAAGAAUAAUGCUUACUAUAGUUAACAUCUUGACACUAUUAGUAAUUUGCUUUCAGGAGGAUGGUAAGCCACCCGUUCAACACGAAUAUCUCUCUUCCGUCGAUAGAAGACCUUGACUGGAAGGGCGAUAACUGGCCAGAUGUGGGUCGUAUAACAUUGGUCGUGGUGGCUUCUAUUAUCUUCUUCCGGCUGUUACAGUACACCGUGCGGUGGUAUCUGUUUGGGAAGUGCACCUUCAGAACGUUCGAUUAUUUUAAGUUUGGCAAGGGCAGGAGGCGGAGGAAUGUCCCUCCUUCUACUGAACUUGAGGUAGGUUCUUUUUAGGGGGUCGGAAGAGUUUUGGGAUAUGUAGUAGUAUAGGUUGCAGGGCAAGGGUGAUAACUUUUAAAUUAGUUUUGGGCUUAAGAGUUGUGAAGAAAUUUCAAGUGAAGACAUGGCAAAAUUGUGACUCAAAUUUCAGGCCGUUCCACCAAAUAAGAAAUGGCGGACGUCGAAUGAAGCCGUAUCUCUCAUCCAUUCUGUCAUCUCAGGUCUGUGGGCACUAUGGGUUGUAUUAACGUAUCCUACUUCUAUAAGUGAUAUGAUCUACUUUGACCACCCGUCAGCCAAAUUCUUGGUAAGUUUUCAGUACUUUUGGCAAAAUAUUUACCUUAAAAUACUUUAAAUAAAGUUCCAUGUGAAAAUGCAACUUCGGUAGUCAUAGUAUCGAUUAAUCACAUGUUUUUAAAAUACGUUUUAAUAGCUUAUACAAACUUACUUUUUGAUAAAAAUCUAAAGUCUUGUUUUUACAGGUAUAUGUUUCUUUUGGCUACAUUAUCCAUGAUCUCAUCGAUUUACUGGUGAACGAACGAUCAGCCAGAAUCCUGGAGCUCCUCUUCCACCAUGUUAUCGUAAUAAUGGGCUUCUUAACUACCAUCAUUCCAUCCAAGUUCCUCGGAGUUGUCGUACUGGGUCUUCUGAUGGAAGUCAACUCAAUCUUCCUCCACUCUCGAUCACUUCUCAACCUCUACCGAGUCCCCAAAGACUCGACCGCCUUCAAGUUCGUCGCCUUACUCAACAUCAUGACCUUCAUGGUCUUCAGAAUGGCGGUGGUAGUCUACCUGAUCUACUGGCAGAUUACGAACGGCUGGUCCCUGGAGUGGUACUUCACCGUGCUAACCUUCUUUGUCAUCUUCUCUUUGUGCAUCACCAACUCGGUGCUCUGUUACCGUGUGCUGGCGGCUGAUGGUCUUCUUGGUGCUAACAGAGCACGACCUCCAAGUGAACGAGCUAACACCAAGUCGAGUGGGGAAGAAGAGGAAUUGGAUGCUGACGAUGAAGAGGAGUUCGAGGAAACAGAUUCUGAACCUCGACUACAACGCCGGACUAGUCAGUCGACGGCUACACAGACUAUUGGGCCAGACGGUGGCCAAGCGGAGCCAGUUGUUGUUGUACAUCAGCCAUAA